Molecule: messenger RNA, 6477 nt
Organism: Leishmania braziliensis MHOM/BR/75/M2904
Lineage: Eukaryota; Euglenozoa; Kinetoplastea; Trypanosomatida; Trypanosomatidae
Product: cyclosome subunit-like protein
Exons: 1
Coding region: 1-6477 (2158 amino acids)
Biological process (GO): anaphase-promoting complex-dependent catabolic process; metaphase/anaphase transition of mitotic cell cycle; protein K11-linked ubiquitination
Cellular component (GO): anaphase-promoting complex
Molecular function (GO): molecular adaptor activity
Source: RefSeq, a predicted model, not a curated record
AUGUCCCUCAGUCCGUACACAAUCAAUGUAGGUCCGUGCCAGGCAGACGGUAGGCGAGAUGUCUUUCUUCAGUGGCAUGAGCGACCAUGUUUCAGCACAACCCAUCGCGGAAUCACCCAAGUGUGCCUCGCAAAAUGGCCUGCGCGCUUGAGGGCAGAGAGUGCAUUGGAGACGAACGACAUGGACGAGGUUGAGGCACUUCGAGCACGGCGAACGGAGCAGGUGUACCAGACCUUGCUUGAGUUCGGAAACCCGAAUGGGCCGUCCACGUCGACGCAGCUGAUGUGCUCUGAUCAUGAUGCGGCCGGAGGCGACAGCGAUACUAAGCGUCCUUUGGAGCAGUACCUUUGCGUCUUUCACCGCGAAGAACUGGCCGAUCAGUACGGUCGCUACACCUUCGUCCAGCCACACACAAUCUGUACCGCGUAUCGGAUUGCUGACUCCACCGAGCUUGAGCUGGUGCUGCACAACGUGACACCGACCGACAUUUCUGCCGCCGCGACUGGCGUGUUUGUUCGUGGCCACCGCCAGUCAAGCAAGGGGUUCCCGUCAAGCGCACCGAUAGAGCACCAAGGCAUUCAAUACAAACCGGCGUCGAAUUUGUGGUGGAUGGGGACGCCGUUAUCCCUGAAGCCAGUAUACGUCGCCAUGCCGCUUGGUUCGCAAGGAGGCAUGACUGGUGGGGUACCUAAGGGCCAUGUCGACAAGGCAUCUGGCUCACAUGCAGACAGCUUCGCGGCGGCUGACUCUCAGCACAGCGACAAGGCUGCGGGAGGUACAGUUUCCAACUUUGUGGCUUCUCCCAUCGUAGUCGGCGCUGAUGGUGUAGCAGUGCAAGGGCCCACUGGGGACAAUAUGGGUAGCCCGCCUCCCGCCGAGCUGGAGGGUUGUAUUGCGCAAGGUCAGUUUGAGCUCCUGCCUUCUCGUUCCUCUUCUCCCAACAUGCGCUGCUCGAGCCAGACCGCUGCGCCCUCGGCGGAGGGGCAGAUGUCCCGGAUGGCAGUCGCCACACCCGCUUCCUCGUUGCCGGGCGCUUCGCUUCCUUUGGCCAGCCAUGCGCAAGCUCGGUACGUCGAAGUGGAGGCAACAGUACUCGCGCAGCUAGAGCUCUUUGAUCCGAAUAGGAGGAGCAGCACAUGCGCAAGUUCACUCACUGUCGUCCGCACGGGUGUUGAGGAGCUCGGCCUCGCAACCACGGUACCGCAGUACGCUCUGGACUGCAUGCUUUGGCAGUGGUGGCCGCAUCGCGUCCGACUUCCGCGGCUCACCUCCGGCAAUGCUGCCUUGUCAGCGGUGGCGUCACCGCAUGCAGCACUUGAUCGCUACGCUGUUUUCAUUUACGAUGCACACCAAAGCCAAGUGUUCGUGCUGCGCACGCCGCACCUACACAGCGGUGCCGGUGACUUCGAGCUCCUCUUUUCUUUUCCGUGUGGCAGCUUGCCAUUUGUCUUGCCAUGUUUGCGCGCGCCACACCCGGCACCUAUCGCUGUGUGCAACUACCCCCGCCCCAACUGCAUCUCCGUCUAUGAUGUUAUGGCACUGCUUGAUGCCCCGGCGGCCACUACGGUGGUCAUGGAGCUCGACCUGGAGGCGUACCAGGCGCAUCACUCAGUCUUCUUCGGAAAGGUAUGCAUAUCUUCAAGCGGCGGCGACAGUGCACUCUUCGGCGGAAGUGGCGUUUUAUCGACGAGUGGCAGCUCAGCCAGUGGUGCUAUGCCUGCACCUCUACUCCCUACUGGAGAUGUAGACAACGACAUGGCACGCUCUGCCACCGCUGCGUCAUGGACGGCGGAUGUCAUUAACGGCGUGCCCCACCUCAUCCGUAGCAUCUUAUACCACUAUAAGAAUCGUCUCGUCGUGCAGUACGCCUGGCCUAGCGGCUCUGCGCGACCGGCAGCGACGGAAAGCGCAGAGGACGCUGGUGCGGGGUUCAUGGCGUCUUGCGGUAACAGUGAGUACGAGGGAGAUGCCGAUCAGAGUUUGCGGAGUCGCCACCGACGCCGUCGCCGCUGCGAAGGCACCAUUUCUUUCACCGUCGAGUUCCCGGUGAUCACGCUUGAUGAAGAUCCCUUGCUUGUGUAUGUGCUCGAGGCACUGAGCUCUGCCCUUGGCCCCCGCGCUGUGGCGGCUCUCGAGUACGUCCUGUUCAGGGAACGGUGGUACCGCAAGUGCAACGCGUCUAUCGGUGCUGAUGCGUUUGACGUGUGUGCCGGGCUGCUACGGAAUAUUUUUGGGUCUGAAUGCAGCGGCUCCAAUCAGGCGCUCGCCUCUACAAGCUGGCGGGGACAGCUCCCAAGAGUAGCAGAGCACCCCGAAGUUACGGCGCACGUGGAGACCAUGGCGGGAGUUGCAGUGCCGCACGUCUUUGUGGACCCCUCGACCGUGACGCUUCAGCAGAUUCGUCGAACAGUCGAGCGGCGCCACAUCGCAGACGCACCACUGUGUUGCAGAAACGUGGAGGAGGGCGACACCGCCGGCGCCGUCAACACCGCCGCUCAAGUCCGACCGGCCGCGGUUUACGGGUGCGCGUGGACGAGACAAGAGCGUGGGUUGGCUUUGGUAGCACUACACCUGCUGUUUGAGGCGUGCCGUGCACAGGAGCACCUCUGGUCACUGCUGCCGCGUUUGGCGAGCCUGAACCAGGACCUGAGCAACGCCUUGCGCUGGACUUCUUACGUAGCGUACUAUGAUGCCAUGUCUCCGAGGGGCUUCACAGCUCCCCCUCCUCCGUUGCGGACAUCGCCAACGGAGAGCUUUGCCGAUAGCUUCCCGGCGAGCGUACUGAGCUGUCGCUUCGAUUCACUGGAGCGACUGGACAACGCCGUGGCGCCGCAGGCAGGCAACAACGCCUCAGUGGCGCCGCCAGCCGCUGAGUUCGUCAGCGGCGACGCGCCUGGACUGUUCUCAACGCUCUCCCUCAUCGCGGUGUGCAACACCACCCCCCGGACUGUUGCGAUGCCGUAUGGCACGUGGCCGCUGCUAAAGCACUUGCCAGAUGCGCAUCCCAUUGCACUCACGAAUCGCUUAGUGGUUCUCUACCAUGACAUCUUCGGCGCUUCGACUGGUUCGCUUUCGGCCACUUCGGCAGCCAGCGCGGACAUGGGCACCGGGAACGCUCUUGCAGACUCCCAUGUCAAUGUGACCUGGUGGCAGCGUAUCUGUAGCCUCGUUCUACAGCGGCGCAUCUCCUCGGCUGUGGUGCGGCAGACACUGAACGCUGCCGUGGCGUACCCACUUGUGGAGGCGUUGACAAAAGGGCGUGAGUGUGCUGAGUCGACGUGGCCAGUGGCACUCCUUGAACUGGUAGGGCGCCGUGACCGGUGCCCGCCAACCUCGCACACCGCGCAGAUCUUGAGCGCUGGACAGCAUGUCGUGGAGACUGCCGAGGAGAACGCCGUGGCGCGUCAGUUCCGCGUGACCCUCACAGAAGAUGACGGUGUUUCUGUACGACCAGACUUCCGCAAGACCUGGCGGGACUCUCGCCUCGACAUGGUGCAGAACCUCUUUAACACGGUUGCCCCCAUUUCACUCUCGGGGUUUGAGGAUCGGCCAGAGGAGCUCGCCGGGGCGCUUGAGCUGCUCUCGUGCCGCGCGCAAGCAAUGCCGCUCGGCCGUGGCAUGCUUACGAUGUGCACACAGAGUUUUAAAGUGCAGGAUAGCAUCCCCAUUGCACCACUGAAUCUGAGUGGGCGCACAAACGACGGGAUCAGCGUUGCGAACAAGCCAACGGACGACCUCAUGUGGCCGCUUUUCCACAACGGGUGUGCGGCCGGACUCCGGUUUCUGCCGCUGCCGCCGACGUUUUCUGCCUGCUCCGUAGAAGCUCCAUUUGCGACUCAGGAGGCGCUCGGGGAUACGGAUACAAAGGAGACUGCUGCGCUUUCGCUUGGCAGCCGCGCGCAGAGCAUCACAAAACAGUGGGUCAUGUACCAGACGAAAAACAUAGACAACCCCGCUUCUCGAGCCGGACUGUUGCUCGCUACAGGCAUCCUCGGCCACCUCACGGUACUGCAGCGCACCGAUAUCUUUUACCUUCUCAUCUCGCGACAGGAACAGUACGUCUGGCGCGAGGCCACAACGAUGGCAGUGAUGCUGGGCCUCAGCUGCAGCUUCUGUGGCACCGGAAAUGAGGCGGUGUUCCGCUGCCUCUCGGUGCAUGUGCAGUCACUGAACCCGAGUGCCGAGGACAUUGAGGUGUCUCUGGACGUGCAGACGGCAGCGCUCGUGUCGAUGGGUCUUCUGUGUCAACAGGCGUCUUCAAACACCUUCCUUGUGGAGGUUUUCCUGGUUGAGCUGUCGCGUGUGCCAACGGAUGAGCACUGCACGAAGCGUGAAGGCUAUGUUCUCGGCGCCGGCUUUGGCCUUGGCCAGCUGCUACUCGGCGUAGGCCAGUCGCAUGGAGUACAGCGCGUAGAGGACCGUCUGCUGGCUAUUAUGAAGGGAGCACCGCGCAGCGCUGCUGUAUCGAUGCGUGAGGGGGUAGAGCACUUUGAAGAAACAAUGGGCCGAGGGGAGGCAGGGCAUUUCCUUACCCGCGCGCUGCUGUCACAGCAUGAGCGAGAGUCUACCUACAACGCAUGCGCGAGCGUCUACGAAGGUGACUGCUACAACGUGUUCACAUCAGGCCCUGCCGCUGCUAUGGCACUCGGCAUGAUGUAUCUGAAGACUGACAAUGCGUUUCUCGCAUCAAGAAUGAUGCCGCCGAAUCAGCGCGUCGCCAUGCAGAAGCUAACGCCGCUGAUGUGCCACCUACGGAGCAUGAUGGCCUCGCUGAUUAACUGGAGCGCAAUCGAGCCAACGCGGCUGUGGCUCUACCACCAGGUGCCCAGCUCGUUGUUGGAGCUGACGCAAGUGUCGCCGCCGAGGCUUGCCACACAGCAGAUGAGCUAUUUGCUAAUGAACCUCGCGCACUGUAUCGCCGGACACGUGAUGGCGCUUGGGUUGCGGUUCGCCGGCACGAUGGAUAGCACAGCCCGUGACCUCAUCGUCGGGGAGCUGCAGGGCUUCCUCGCAAAUCAGGUUGGCACCACUAAGGCCGCGAUUCCCACCGUACAGCGUGCGACAGGUGCGUAUGAGGCGUGUCUGCUGUCGUGUGCGAAUGCGCUGAGUCUUGUUAUGGCGGGCACGGGGGACUUGAGGGCUUUGGUGUUGCUGCAGCAUCUGCAUCGGCGCACAAACGUUCCCUACGGCUCUCACAUGGCCAUCUCCAUGAGCAUUGGCUUGCUGUUCUUGGGAAGUGGUCGGCUGACGCUGUGCAACAAUCGUGCCGCGGUGGCGGCGCUGCUCAUGGCGUUUUACCCUGUCUGGCCAAAGGACGCGGAGGACAACACGUGCCAUUUGCAAGCGCUGAGACACCUGUAUGGACUGGCUGUGGUGCCACGAGUCAUGGAGGCGGUGGAUGCUGUGAGCCACCAGCCUGUGUCGGUGCCUGUGCGCAUCGUGCUGCGCAAGAGGAACUCGGCGAAGAUGGGGGGAAGUGCCGGACCUCAUCAGCCAACCUCGAGUGCUGCUGGUUCCGCUGCUGUGGAACACGCCGACGACACCGAGCAGGUAAUCCACACUGUCACCCCGUGCCUGUACCCACCAGUCGAGAUGAUCGAACGGGUGGAAGUGCGCGGCACCCAGUACUACCCACUGGUGUUCUAUUCCUUUAGCAAGGAGCUUACGCAGUCGGCGAGUAUGCUGUUUCGCGUCAUGGCAAAGGAGAGCGCCUCCUCGCUGGCCAACGGUCGAGGUGGCGGACAUGUGCUCUCUACGAGAACCUCCAUUGAAUCCAAGCUGCUUGGCUGGCUGCAUCGGCUCUUUCGCCAGAACUCGACAACGAUGACAGAGGCACUCACCAUCAUUGAUAGCAUAAAGCUAGUACUGCGAGUGCAACGCCCACUCCUCUCCCGCACAACAGGAGGAUGUGAGCUGCUGCUCUCCGGCAACUUUGGCGAGGCUAUGGCGGAGGCGAUGGAGAAACGGUAUUCCUUCAUCUUCCUUCAUGGCGGUGUGCCGGCCGCUGAAAAUGCAUCGAGUGACUCUCGCCACCCACUUCGCCAGCUGAUCCUCGAGGGCAAAUCACGCGCCGAAGUGUUUCAGUCUAUCGCCCGUUAUCCUCAUGGAACGGCGGCAUUUCCAUGUGACUUCACAGCCUUGACCAUUGGCGGCACCGCGCCGGCCAACUGGGGAGGCGGGAGCGCCUCGACGCCGAUGAUGCCUACCGAGCGGGACACGUGCGCAGCCAUUGACAUGGCUGCGUUGGCGCGCUGGUUAACAGAGGCGUUGCAUUACUACGGUAUAGGCCAGCGAGAGAUCGCGCUUCUCCGGCAAGCCUUCACGGCUCUUUCCAAGUGCGCUGCUGACCUCCCGGUGAGGACCAGCUGCGGAGGCUCAUCUUCGGUGCAGCUGCUCGCAGCGCUUCUUCGAUUACAGGCGACGACGCUGCUGCCUCUUUCGAUUCUCGAAAAGAUUCGGGCCUGCUGCAUGGACUGA